Mus pahari (shrew mouse) is the source of this 1125-nucleotide messenger RNA. RefSeq names its product keratin, type II cytoskeletal 6B-like. Gene Ontology annotation, molecular function: structural constituent of skin epidermis. NCBI's taxonomy places the organism in Eukaryota, Metazoa, Chordata, Mammalia, Rodentia, Muridae. The transcript is spliced from 4 exons. Gene Ontology annotation, cellular component: keratin filament. The annotation marks the transcript as partial. The record is from RefSeq and is a predicted model, not a curated record. Gene Ontology annotation, biological process: keratinization; intermediate filament organization.
UAUGAGGAACUGAAGGUCACAGCUAGCAGACAUGGGGACGACCUGCGCAACACCAAGCAGGAGAUCGCUGAGAUCAACCGCAUGAUCCAGAGGCUGAGAUCUGAGAUCGACCACGUUAAGAAGCAGUGUGCCAACCUGCAAGCUGCUAUUGCUGAUGCUGAGCAACGUGGGGAGAUGGCCCUGAAGGAUGCAAGGGGCAAGCUGGAAGGGCUGGAAGAUGCCCUGCACAAGGCCAAACAGGAAAUGGCCAGGCUGCUGAAGGAGUACCAGGAGCUCAUGAGCGUCAAGCUGGCACUGGACAUGGAGAUUGCCACCUACAGGAAGCUGCUGGAAGGAGAGGAGUGCAGGUUACAUGGUGAAGGCGUUGGACCAGUCAACAUCUCUGUGGUGCAGUCCACCGUGUCCAGCGGCUAUGGCAGUACAGGAGGUGCCAGCAGCAGCAUAGGCCUGGGUGGAGGCAGCAGCUACUCCUUCGGCAGUAGCCAUGGCUUUGGAGGUGGCUUCAGUUCUGGCAGUGGCAGAGCCAUCGGAGGUGGCCUCAGCUCCUCUGUGGGCAGCUCUUCUACCAUCAAAUACACCACCAGUGCCUCCUCCAGCAGGAAGAGUUACAAGCACUGAAGUCCCAACCACCAGAGCUUGUGGCGGACACCAGAUACCCUGGCUGUAGUGUGCUGUGUGCAGAGGCAUCUCUUCCCUGAAUCCCGCCUCUGCUGUCUGCUUCUGUCUGAGGAGCCUGCGUCCUCUUGCUCCUCUGCUGUCUGCUUGGGAUCUCACUGCUCACCUUUGAGUCAUCCUCUGAACUCACAUCAUGAUUCACUCACAUUUGGUGCUUCAUGUUGUAUUUGGGUUUCCAGGCUCCUGCCUCCCUGCCUCUAUGUCUGAGUUGCCUGGUAAAGUGUGUGUCUGUCCCCUUCAUCCUAGAAAUGAUUGUCUGGGUCUUACUGAGGAAAUGACCCCUCCCUUCUAGGUUCCCAUGGCCUGAGAGACCCCAUAUUUCAACCUCAUGAAUCUUCCUUUCAGUACUUGUGACAGCACAGUCAUUAGUCCUGUGAUGUCUGUGCUCAUGUGAUGCCAUCUCUGCUCUUUGUUUCCUUGUNAUUGCUAAAUAAAGCAGCCUUAUAAAAA